This is a messenger RNA of Physella acuta, 947 nucleotides long. RefSeq lists its product as uncharacterized. Gene Ontology annotation, molecular function: lyase activity. Lineage: Eukaryota; Metazoa; Mollusca; Gastropoda; Physidae. The record is from RefSeq and is a predicted model, not a curated record. Gene Ontology annotation, biological process: protein-phycocyanobilin linkage.
GAUCAGGGCGAAACAAGAUCAUUUUGUGAUCAGCUACACUGCGCUAAGUCGACUUUUCAACAGAUCCGAUUGGGUAUAUGAAUUCUCACGGCUGGCGAAAUGUCAUUGUCAUUUCUACUGAUGUCAUGUGUCUUAUUGACAGCACAUCUAGCUCACUGUCAAUCUGCUGACCCGAACGAGAAGCUGACCAAGUUUGUCCACCUGAUUAGCGGCUACUUCAGCGUCCAGAAGCAGAUCCCAUCAGAAAACAUCACCGAUGUGAUCCAGCUCAGGCGGUCCAUUGAAGCCUACAGCAUACCUGUCGAGAUCGAGGCUCUCAAACCUUCCAAGACUUUCUACCUGGAGCAAGUUAUAAACAACAUCACAGUUCGUCGACAAAUUGUCUCCGUCGGUGUAGACAGUUAUGGAUUUAUCCACAUGCAGCCAUACAAUGUAUCCAUUGAUGUUAAUUACAAUAGAACCGGAAGUGUUGAAGAUGACCGCGUGAACCUGAUCAAGUUGAAUGACCUCCAGACCAGACCAGAGUGUGAGGCUAUCUAUGAGGAGAUUGAGGAAAAUGUCUUUGUCGGGACCUGGCCGGAGUGUAAUCUGAUGAGAGAAGAUGGUAUUCCCCAGUACGUCGUGGUUCUGACCUGUCAUUCCCUGGUCUUCUCAUCCACCUCACCGACUAGAGCCAGGAACGGAACCGCCCCGGUCCUGUUCCAGAUGUACAGAGCUGAACUUAGACUGCCGCCCUACAUGCUGUCUGAGACACAGAUCUACAACUCCACAUGUGGCCCUAAGCCAGCCACACUACAUGUGGAUUGGCCAGCCACACAGUGACGCCACAUGAAGCAGGACUUCACCACACUAACCCAGGCUUAAAGUUAGAAGUUGCAGAAAAAAUAAUUGAUUUAUGGCACAAAUGAAGUGGAAACCUGAAAUAAAUCUGAAAUAAUCUUGGAAAU